CGAGCGUUCCGUGACAGACGGAGCAGAGCACACUUUAACAUGUAUCCUGACAGCUGGCCAUUUCCCCAUUACACAGACUUUAACAGCAAUCAAAUCAAGCAAUAAAAUUAUCUUUUGGGAUUCUUAUCGACUCAGAAAUCGAGCCUUACAGUGCACCAUCUGUUGAUCAACUAAACAUCGACUGCAACAGGGUAUGUUUUGGCCAGUUGCCUGUCUGCACUAAAACAAGGGUUCAAAAGUCCUCGGCUGACUCACCGUUGGCAGUCCGGAGACACAGUGCGGCUAACUGCCUCUCUCGCAAGUACAGUCUACGAAAACUGUGUAGGCUGCAUCAGGUUUCAGUAUCGAUGACUGAGGAGUUCAACAUGACUUACAUCAACAGCUCCCUGUUGAUGAUACGACAGCACUGAACUCGUCCGCCUUCACCAUGUCCGAGUAUCCCGAGGGAGACAGUCCUCUACUUCAGCUGCAGGAAGUGGACUCCAGCAGGGUGGGAGGUCAUGUCCUCUCUCCUGUCUUUAACUCCUCCUCUCCAUCCCUGCCAGUAGAGAGCCACCCCAUCUGCAUCCCAUCACCCUACACAGACAUCGGCCAUGACUUCACCACCCUGCCCUUCUACAGUCCCGCUUUGCUGGGUUACGGCACAUCGCCUCUGUCCGACUGCCCAUCAGUGCGGCAGUCGCUAAGCCCCACCCUCUUUUGGCCACCUCAUAGCCACGUUUCCUCAAUUGCAUUGCAUCAGCAACAGACUCGACUACAACAAAACCAUCCAGCUGGUGGGACUUGGGCAGAACUUACACCACAUGAUCACAGCGAAGAGGAAAACUGCAAACCACUUGCAAAGAGGGUAGCAGAUGCAGAAGAAACUUCUACCCCUUUGAGAGGUAAAGCUGACAUGCACUACUGCGCCGUCUGUAGCGAUUACGCCUCUGGGUAUCAUUAUGGUGUGUGGUCGUGUGAAGGAUGCAAAGCCUUCUUCAAGAGAAGUAUACAAGGACACAAUGACUACAUCUGCCCUGCCACCAACCAGUGCACCAUCGACAAGAACCGCCGCAAAAGCUGCCAGGCCUGCCGUCUGCGAAAAUGUUAUGAAGUUGGAAUGAUGAAAUGUGGGUUACGCCGAGAUCGUGGCAGCUACCAACAAAGAGGAGCGCAGCAGAAGCGAUUGGCUCGAUUCUCUGGCAGGAUGAGAACAUGUGGCCCGAGAUCUCAAGAAAUCCAAAGUGUCCCAUGUCCCCUCGGUGGAAAUAAGGUGGUUAGCAUAGCGUUGAGCCCUGAGGAACUAAUCGCUCGAAUCAUGGAUGCAGAGCCACCCGAGAUUUACCUCAUGAAAGACAUGAAGAAGCCAUUCACUGAGGCCAACGUCAUGAUGUCACUGACCAACCUGGCUGACAAAGAGCUCGUUCACAUGAUCAGCUGGGCCAAGAAGAUCCCAGGUUUUGUGGAGCUCAGUCUUUUUGACCAGGUCCAUUUGUUGGAGUGCUGCUGGUUAGAGGUGCUGAUGCUGGGACUGAUGUGGCGAUCCGUUAAUCACCCUGGAAAGCUCAUUUUCUCCCCAGACCUCAGUCUCAGCAGGGACGAAGGAAGCUGUGUGCAGGGGUUUGUGGAGAUCUUUGAUAUGCUGCUGGCAGCCACGUCUAGGUUCAGAGAACUGAAGUUACAGAGAGAGGAGUACGUGUGUCUCAAAGCCAUGAUCCUGCUCAACUCCAACAUGUGCCUGAGUUCGUCGGAGGGAGGAGAGGAGCUGCAGAGCCGGUCGAAGCUGCUGUGUCUGCUGGACUCGGUGACGGAUGCUCUGGUGUGGGCCAUCUCCAAGACGGGCCUGAGCUUCCAGCAGCGCUCCACCAGACUAGCUCAUCUGCUCAUGCUGCUGUCCCAUAUAAGGCACCUCAGUAACAAAGGCAUGGACCACCUCCACUGCAUGAAGAUGAAGAAGAUGGUUCCUCUGUAUGACCUGCUUCUGGAGAUGCUGGACGCUCAUAUCAUGCACAGCUCCCGUCUGUCUCACUCCGGCCCUCGAGCGGCUCCUGUUCCCAAAGAGAGCAAAGCCGUCCAGGAGGCCUUCGCAUGCACUUCUCAGCAUGGAGGGACCUCAGGACCCUGAACCAUUUCUGGAGUGUUGCCAGCUAACAUUCUUCCAUAAAUCGUAAAAUAACUACAAGCUGAAAAACUAUCACAUUAAAUUGCUCUUCUUUCUCUCCACCGCUGAAGAAUGAUCUAUAUUUUCGGGAGAAUGGACAACAAAACCAGCCACGCAAAAAGAGUGGAAAAGGAUUUCUCAAGAUGAAAAACAUUUUUCUUUUUAAUUUAAUUAUUUGUUUUCAUUUUCAAUUGUUUGGUUUUAUGUAGCCAGAACCACAAACAAUAGAGAAAAAAGAAAUUAAAUUUUUGCAAAACCUUAACAAUUGCUGGUGGUUUGAAAACCAGUUACUAUUUGUUUCGAAUUUGAAUUUCAAUGUAACAUGCAGUGAGAUAUCUGACAGUGUUACCACAUGCACCCAUUCCCAUGAAAUCUGUGCCACAAUGAAAUGUACAGUUUCUAUUUUACCAUUUUCUCUUUCUAAACAGUAUAUUUGCAACUCUUGCUUUUUGUAAAAGAAAAAACAGCAUCACACUGAUGCCUCAACUGAAGCAUCUGCUGUAGAUAGAGCGACUAUCGACGACAUUGUCAGAACAAACAGAUCAGAUUCCUUCACUUGCAAAACAACAGAAUGGACAGUCAUUGCUAAAAAUGAGAGCGGUUUGUAUGCAAUGGGAGCAGAGACUAAAUUCUGGACCAAAGUCUCAGAAGCAAUGAAUCAAGCCUUUUUAUUCUCUGUCAGAACAAGGACUUGUGAAUUUCACACGCAGUAGGGCCUAAUUCAGGACAGCUGGAUGUUUUGUGUGCAUCUAUUACUUUUGACAAAACAGAUUACGCUUAAAGAACUUCUUUCGUCCUGCUCUCUACCCAGUAAACCCCUUUAACACCAUAACGGCCUUGUACAAAACAUUUAUACAUUUUCUAGAGACAGCUCAAUCUAUUGCUAUUCCACUGUGAAAACCUAUAUUUGUGAGAUGCACCACAACUACCAAAAAAAGUACUUGUGAUAUUGCACUUUAAUAGUUCUGUGAAAUAUCUGAAGCCCUAUCAUGAGAAUCAUUCUACAUAUAUAUAUUGCAGUGCCUACAGUGAUUAGAACAAAAAAAUAGUAACUGGAUUAAUCGAUAUAAAACCAAACCUACCUUAAAGAUUUGAAGAUAAAGGUAGAUCUUACAAGUACUUAAUUUUAAUGAACGCACAGAUUAUUUAUAAAUGUUAUUGUAUCUGCCGGCAGCCAUCUGAAUCGUAAUGGAUUUGAUAUGAAGCUCUAAUAUUGAUUUUACUAUUUUUAGCAACGAAGCAUGAAAAACCAGCUGUAAUACAGAUUUGUUGUAGACAAUGUUUAUUUUUAAACAGCAAAGUUUAAUUUGUAAAAUGUUUUCGAAAUUUACUUUCUGUACACAUCUUUGUGUUCUGCCUUGCAGUGCAUAUAUAUGUAACACUGUUAUUUACACAGGGGUGUAUUAAAAUGUUUCCAUGUGCAUUUGACAUUUUAUUUAUUUA
Molecule: messenger RNA, 3583 nt
Organism: Onychostoma macrolepis
Lineage: Eukaryota; Metazoa; Chordata; Actinopteri; Cypriniformes; Cyprinidae
Gene: esr2a
Product: estrogen receptor 2a
Exons: 11
Coding region: 428-2104 (558 amino acids)
Biological process (GO): cellular response to estradiol stimulus; regulation of DNA-templated transcription; estrogen receptor signaling pathway
Cellular component (GO): nucleus
Molecular function (GO): nuclear estrogen receptor activity; steroid binding; sequence-specific DNA binding
Source: RefSeq, a predicted model, not a curated record